Messenger RNA from Zootermopsis nevadensis, 604 nucleotides. The record is from RefSeq and is a predicted model, not a curated record. NCBI's taxonomy places the organism in Eukaryota, Metazoa, Arthropoda, Insecta, Blattodea, Termopsidae.
UCCUUCUUAGCUGAAGAUGAUGAACAGUAUCACAUAACAUAACCACCAAAGAACACUGACUGCAAAUUUAUAAAACUUAUUUCCCCGCGACUGAAGAUGAGCGUGCAGUUCAGUUGCAACGUAGUGUCUCCAUUGCAGUUGCUGGAUCUGCCGGGCAUCAUCGAAGGAGCCAAGGAUGGCAAGGGCCGGGGACGACAAGUGAUAGCCGUGGCUCGAACGUGCAGCUUGAUUUUCAUCGUGUUGGAUGUACUGAAGCCUUUACAACAUAAGAGGCUGAUUGAACACGAGUUGGAAGGCUUUGGUUUACGACUCAAUAAGUCCCCGCCUAACAUUGUCUUUCGUAAGAAAGAUAAGGGUGGUGUGAACUUACAGACCAUGGUUACGCAGUCGGAGUUGGAUCUUGACACAGUGAAAUCAAUUUUGUCAGAAUACCGUAUUCAUAACGCAGAUAUCACUCUCAGAUAUGAUGCAACUAGCGACGAUUUGAUUGACGUCAUUGAGGGAAACCGCAUUUAUGUGCCCUGUAUCUACUUGUUAAAUAAAAUUGGUACGUACAUUUACAAGAUGUGAUUGCUCCUCUCUCACCCCUCUCUAGCUAUAGUGC